UUUUCUUUCCGUGGCAACACUUUUCUCGCAAUGUUCUCAGCAGUGUAAUUAUGUUAUGCAUCAACCUUUCACAGGAGGCGACAUAUGAUCAAUGCUUUAGUGGAAAUCACUUUGAAAGCAAUCUUCGUGAAUCACAAAGAAAGCCGUCGCAAGUUGUAUACAAAUGUCUAGAAGCAAUUACAUUAGGAGCUAAGGUCUCGGCUGUUUUGGGCACGGCCAUUUCUUUACCCUGAACGGCAAUACAACGUUCUUAUCAGUGGGUCGCUGCUAUUGCCUUGGCAACACGCUCUCAGAUCAGCGCUGCAUCUUUCAACGGCACACUUCUGAGCAGUUCACCCAGGCCAACCAACAAGCAAGGCGGCAUCGGAGUUGGGCCCGAGCUUCCGCUCUAAAGAGGGAGUUCUGCAGGGAUGUCGUUCGCCGAGGCCCGCUUCCGCUCAGACUCGUGGCUGCUCCGGCUGUCCGGCUGCCUGCCCCCCUUGCACCGCGAGGACCGACUGCCGGAAGGACGCUCCCGUUUGUGGGACACCGCGCUCACGGCAACGUUGGUGGUGGCCGCGUCGCUGCUCGAGCUGGCCUCCUUGCUGGGCCGUUCCCUUCUCGGAACCCGACGCCUGAGCGUGUUCAACGGAGGCCUGUUCUUCACCAUCAGGCUCCUCAUGCUGGCCAAGGUGUCGUCGCAGCUGGCCACCUCGCUUGCCAAGUCUCGGGACACGUGGGCACUCGUGGCCCGGGCGGCGGACUACGAGCGCAGAUGCCGCAAGCCAGCACAGCGCGAGUCUGUGCGCUGCAAGACAGCCUACAGGCAAGAGACGCUAAGCGACUCGCUAUGA
Messenger RNA from Dermacentor silvarum, 833 nucleotides. RefSeq lists its product as uncharacterized. Bases 411 to 833 code for a protein of 140 amino acids. The transcript has 2 exons. The record is from RefSeq and is a predicted model, not a curated record. NCBI's taxonomy places the organism in Eukaryota, Metazoa, Arthropoda, Arachnida, Ixodida, Ixodidae.